Molecule: messenger RNA, 6487 nt
Organism: Dermacentor andersoni
Lineage: Eukaryota; Metazoa; Arthropoda; Arachnida; Ixodida; Ixodidae
Source: RefSeq, a predicted model, not a curated record
CCGCGACAGUUCCACUGCCACGCGGUUACACCUGCUGCUGCUGGUGUUGCGUUGGCGGCCAUGAUUGCGUUGGCGUGUACGGGGCUCCCUGGUUGGGUGGAUGUUGCGCGAAGAGGGGCGCAAACGUCGGGUGGCUUAGCAUCGGCUGUAGGGUCCUUUCGAUGUAGGCGAAUCUGUUCGUGUUCUCAGCUUGGUAGGUCUCCAUUGUUUGUUUCAAUGCUGUCACUGCUGCGAUGUUUCUCGUGAUUAGCUGUUCCAGUUUCGUGAAUGUCGCUUCGAAUUUCACUUCGAGGCUGUCGAUGCGAUCGUUUUCUGUUUGCGUGCGCGUGGCCUCGAUGGCUCGCUUCUUCUGUGCCGGUUCCUCUAUGGCUUUCUCCUGGAUAUUCGUUGUCGUUUCCUCGGCCUUGCUUGUGCUUGGCGUGGGUCUCUGCAGAGGCCCGUUGUUGCUUAGCAGCAACUGACUGAUCUCGGCGAUCUCUCUCGUGAGGUAGUUGAUGGUCACUCGCAACGCCGCGUUUUCUUGUCUUAGGAUCUCAUUUGCCUCCCGCACCUUGUUCAUAUCUUCUUUCUUCGUGGCUUCGGUGAUUUUCUGCGCGCUCCUUAUAUUGUUUCCUUUCGUUGCGUCGACCCAGCUCACUCGCUCCCGUGAUGGUGACGUUUUUCUGCUGAGGCUUCUCUUGCAGCAGCUGCUGUUUCUGGAUUUGGAAGUGCGGUUUUCCGAUGGGGUCCUUGACUUUCGCGCAUCUGGCGGCUUGUCGAGUGGCGGGAAAUCGCUCUCCGACAGCAGCUGGCGUUCGGCCUGUCGGCGCUCCCAUUGUCGCUUACGCACUACGUAGGGGAUCUUGUAUUUUGCCUUGCACGUUCGGACUCCAGUAGGGUGUUCGUCUCCGCACAACUUCCAAAAUUCAUUCACAGUGUAGGUACAUCUGCAUUCAAAUUUCUUCCUGUCUGAAGAUAAUCAUUCAGAACAGUCCUGAUCUUAACCACGAGAUGUCAAAUACGUUUAAUUUUCUUGCUAGUCGAUAUUCUCAAAUUUCUUGAUGGCUCGAUAUGGUAGCUAUUGUUCAGAUUCUUCCGAGCACGCUCAUUUUGCCAUUCCAAGCGUGAAACAUCUCGCAUUGAACAGUUGUAUUUUUAUCUCGGUACUGAAUUUGUCUAGUGCCUUCGAGAUCGUCUUCCGAUUGCUACUUAGUUGAUUUCCACGUUAACUUGCUCUCUCCAACCUUCCGAAGUCCUUGAGACUACAUAGUCCACUUUAUGCAUUGUUUCUUUCUGAAGAGUUAAGCCAGUAUUUUCCACCAUUAAAAAAAGUUCAAAAUGCAAGUUUCGUCAGUUUCUGCGACGUCAAGAACCAUGGAGAGUUUCGCGUUUCGCAGUUCUGUUCUACACCACAUGGGUCAGGCACAAUCCAGUCGGAAAUUUUCUAUCUUCCAUUGUAUCUUCGUUUGGUCUUUUCACUGGGCUUUACUCCUCACCUCCACUACUACUGGUUCUGCACUCCCGUUUUCAACUGCGGUCCACAAGCGUACCCAGCGUGCCCUAGCACGACUCUACGGUCUGCGCUCCAAAAGAUUACUUCGGGCACCAGCAUCACCCGUUCCAUGAGCAACUGCUAUUCCUUGUACAUUCUCUCGCGGACGGCUUCCUGUUGGCAGACUGGACUUGGCUCUUCGCCCGGAACUACUACUGGUUCUGCGGUCCACACCCGUACCCAGCGUGCCCUUACACGACUCUACGGUCUGCGCUCCAAAAGGUUACUUCGGCCACGGGCAUCACCUGCUCCGGGAACGACUACUACUGCUUCUACAUUCCCUCGCCAGUGGCGUCCUGCUGGCAGACUGGACUUGUCUCAUCGCCCUGCACUACUACUGGUUCUGCACUCCUGUUUUCGACUCCGGUGGGUGCCUAGCACGCUCCUGCACAUCGACUCUCCGUUCUGCGCUCCGAAAGAGAUUACUUCGGGCACCAGCAUCACCCGUUCCAUGAGCAACUGCUAUUCCUUCUACAUUCCCUCGCCAGUGGCGUCCUGCUGGCAGACUGAACUUGCCUCCUCGCCCUGCACUACUACUGGUUCUGCACUCCUGUUUUCAACUGCGGUCCACAAGCGUACCCAGCGUGCUCUUGCACGACUCUACGGUCUGCGCUCCAAAAGAUUACUUCGGCCACGUGCAUCACCUGUUCCGGGAGCGACUACUACUGCUUCUACAUUCCCUCGCCAGUGGCGUCCUGCUGGCAGACUGAACUUGCCUCCUCGCCCUGCACUACUACUGGUUCUGCAUUCCUGUUUUCAACAGCGGUCCUCAAGCGUACCCAGCGUGCCCCUGCACUACUCUAUGGUCUGCGCUCCAAAAAAUUACUUCGGCCACGAGCAUCGCCUGUUCCGGGAGCGACUACUACUGCUUCUACAUUCCCUCGCCGGUGGCGUCCUGCUGGCAGACUGGACUUGUCUCAUCGCCCUGCACUACUACUGGUUCUGCACUCCUGUUUUCGACUCCGGUGGGUGCCUAGCACGCUCCUGCACAUCGACUCUCCGUUCUGCGCUCCGAAAGAGAUUUCUUCGGGCACCAGCAUCGCCCGUUCCAUGAGCGACUGCUAUUGCUUCUACGUUCUCUCGCCGACGGCGUCCUGCUGGAAGACUCGACUUAGCCUGGCGCCCUUGCACCUAAUUGUGGUUUCCAGUUUCUGCUGUCGCUUGUGGCGCAAGAGAAAUAUUUCAGCACGCUCAUUUACAAGAAUAUUCCUGGCCUUGCCUCCCGAGCAACCAUCUUCAGCCCGAUCGUCCUGCCGCGUGCUCUAUACAAGUUUCCUAAUGAACUCGUGAACGCGUCGCAAGCCUCUGUGUUGGCGGUGUCCUGCACUGUGUUGACGGCGUGUUCAUUCUCUGAAGGACUUCGUGUCGUCACCAUCCCGCGACCGUCCAUCGGAUGUGCUCCUACAGUUCGCUGUUGCCUUCUUCCGCAAGCAUAUUUAAUAACGUCAUUGUAGCAAGCGUUUCUGCUUUGGAAGAGUGGUACGUUGCUCGGCGAAUGGAUGCCGAUUCUAGGAAUCUGGUUAAUACGAAGCAAGACAUAAAGGUCUCGUUACGUGAACACCACUCGGUCCUUAAUAAGGACUGUCAACGUUUUCAUGAGCCGAUCUGUAAAUUUUUGGUGGCGAGAGUAAUGGACAUUCAUUGACAUUGUGCACUAUUGUAGUAGCACGUUGGUGUGUGUGUGUGUGUGUGUGUGUGUGCGCGCGCGCGCGCGCGCACACUUGCUUGCUUGCUUGCUGGUCUGCGUACACGUGUAACUUACUCUGUGCUCCAUUUUUGUUUCGGUCGAGGACGCAUGACAUGAGCUCCACUACUACCUGGCGCAUUUCUCAUGUUUUUGGUGGUAGCAUUUCCAGCGUCACAGUUGCUUCACUUUUCCCGGUUCAUUCCUGUUAAAAGGUUCCUGGUUUGAUGGUUUACGGUCGUCUAUGGACGUCCGCUUUUGGAUUGGUCGAACCGCUGGUUUCUUUGGCUUUGGUCCUUGGGUUGACCUCUGUGCUCGUUUCAGUAUUCAGCGGAUUUGUUCUGGCGUCUUUCUCGUGCCAGAAACGAGGUCUCCACACAUACUCGGUUCUUCCACGUCACUCAUCAUUGACUCGGAAAGGUCAACAUGCCACUGCACACUGCAAAAGGAUGCAAUGUCAAUGAAUGGGAAAGGGGAGGGUGGUUACUCUCGCCAACAAAAAUUUCCUGAUUUGUUCAUGAUAAUGACGUCCAUAUUUAAGACUGAUUGGUGGUAAAUGUUACCGGGCUCGCUGUUUCUAGUUUUUUUUUUUGUCCUUGACUCAUCAAAUGCUGUUAUGGAUCUACAUGGUCCAACUUGUGUAUUACCUGUCGUUUGUUUACCAGACAGUGCUACCCGCUGUCACCGCUUGUUCACCAUGUAUACUGCGCCUUAGUUUGAUAUUUUAUGUGUCCACAACUAUCCCGUACUCUGCAAGAUCGGUAGGAAUACUGAAGUGCCGUGGCACCCUUGAGGCGGCUGUGCCGUCGUUGCCUGCUGACUGUAGUUCAGAUGACGCACACUUGUGUACUUAAUCCUGAAAUUGCACCGCGUAAGCCAUUGUCACAGCUGCUUCGAAGGGGCUACAUGUACUCCCCUUACGCCAGGUCGUGUGUGAACGCGUCUAGACAACUGACGUGCACGAGCACGCUCAAAGAAAUCUUCAUAAAAUGUCCGCUGCACUUGUAAUUUUAGUGUUGAAGUGAAUUAUGUUUAUCAGAGUAUCGCCACGUAAUUCUUUUCUGUACGCUGUUAGUCUACAUUGCUCUUCGAGUGAAUCUCAAUGAGUUUGCAUUGAAUAGUGUUUGAAUUUGCACAUGCUACAGCUAUUGUCCUAAUCUCGAUAUAAGGAAGCACACUUGAUUUAUUACGAAUUACUUUCAUUGUUCUCAACCUGUAAUAAUCUUACUUCUGCAUUGCUUCAUAACAAAAAUGAGCACUGUUCUUGCCAAAUGGUUACGUGUGCCGCAUUACUCUGCCUAUUUUUUUUCGCUGCUUUCAUCCGCUGUGAUUAAAAAAAAGUCGGGCAACCACGCAUGCGCGAUGGUGCUCAUUCGAAUGAAUUUUUCUUAAAGGAACACUAAAGGCAGAUAAGUCGACGUGGACUGUUUAAACAUCAUUAUAUAAACCUCCCAACGCUUGUUUCGUGCCGAGAAAAGACUUAGUUUACGAGAAAAUUGCAUCUGAAGGGCCUGAAUACCUGUUUCGAAAUUCGAGUCUCCCGCCCGUGGAGUGGUGACGUUGCAUACGCCAUCGCCACCCUUUCCUGCCGUCGGGGAGUAAAACGGCGCCCGAAAGACGGCGGUACCGAGCCAAGACAGAUCGGCGGAUUCGCCGCUGCAGCUGCUGCUUGGUCAAGUGGCGUAGACCGCUCGGGCAUCACGCGAAAUCGCAUGGAAGCUGAGUUCUAAGCUACUUGCAGUUUGUGCGAGUAUCGCGUUCCGGCAAAACCAGCGCAGCACUACGCGAUAACUAAUGAAGCGCGAAGGCGUGGGCGGCAUGGAGUGGAGCGAAAACGGUCUUUCGACCGACCGCGUCGUUGUCAGCGUUAUGUCAAUUAGCUUAUAUUUUUUUGAAAAGUGAAAUAGAACAGGACAAGCAGGAUUUUAUUUCGUCUUGUAAUACAAUGAAAGGACAUUUUUUGCAAGGAAUGAUUGAGUACUGGUGACAAUUUAACUGAGGAGGGCUUUCGUCAUCGGGCAACUAUACUUGAGCCUCUCAUGUCCGGCAUUUACCUCAAUUUCUCAAUUAAGGCUAUGUUCGCGAUAAUAUUCACGCCUUAGAUAUUCCCGAACCCUAAUCUAUCACUUUAGCUCGACUUAAUAUUUGCCUUUAGUGUCCCUUUAACCUCGAACAUACACACAGCGCAAUGUCGCCUUACCGUAGGAAUUCUUUUCAUUUUCCAUCUUCAGUUACACGACAGUCCUGCAAUUGCGCCACACGAUGCUCGCAAUCAGUUCACGAUACGACCAGUGUGGAGAUUUGGACUCCUUGAUAUGCAUCCACCGUGGUUGCUUAGUCGCUAUGGUGUUGGGCUGCUAAGCACGAGGUCGCGCUAUCGAAUCCCGGGCAGGGCGGCCGCAUUUCGAUGGGGCCGGAAUGCGAAAACACCCGUGUACUGCGAUUUAGGUGUACAUUAAAGAACCCCAGGGGGUCCAAAUUUCCAGUCUCUCCCACUGUGGCGUGCACCAACAGAUCGUGGUUUUCGCACGUAAAACAAUUUUUGUUAAUGUGUCAUCUUGGAGGCUUUUCCUUGUUGUUUUUGUAUAAUGCAACUGUUACGUGGACGCAGAGAAAAGACACACCCACCCAGUACUCAAUAGUUCCCAAUACGACAGCGAGCACGAAAUAGCUGCACAUUGAGGUCAUGAUAUUGGAGAAUGUGACGUGGUAUAUAUAGAUCGUCGUCUAGAAAUGUGUUGUAGUCCCUUCCGUACAUUUCCCAUCUAACUGGGAAAGUUCGCAUACUUACGCGCUUUCUUGUUUACUGAAAAAAAAAAAUACCGGGAGCGUUUUUUUUACAUCUCCCAGCGAAGGCUCUCUACAAAGCUUACCCAUUUCAGUUUUACAGCUUGAAGCUAUUUCAGCUUUAAUGUAUGCAAAGAACUCUGUUUCUGCGCCUUGUCUUGUGCUGUUAUUUUCGGUUUAUUGAUCUAAGAAAACUGUCGUCCGUUUCACAUUUUCAUACGUCGAAGUAUCGUGAAGCUGAGAAAUUAUCUGUGCUAUGUAAAUUGAAGUAUGUAUUUGACUUGUAUUCCUGUACAAAUGCAUAAAUGUAUGUUAAUGCACUGUAAAUAUGCUCCUGUUUGAAAAAUCUGGGAUUAAGUCCAGUUAUGUAGCAUUGAAUCGCUUUUAUUUCGGUUUACUUAAGUCUUGUUUUGAGCUGGUUGUACUCGGCAUGCAUUGAACUGCAGCUUGCAAAUCAUCUGUCGAAAUAAAACAUUAUUCUUGUU